Messenger RNA from Ipomoea nil (Japanese morning glory), 2940 nucleotides. RefSeq names its product plastid division protein CDP1, chloroplastic. Lineage: Eukaryota; Viridiplantae; Streptophyta; Magnoliopsida; Solanales; Convolvulaceae. The record is from RefSeq and is a predicted model, not a curated record. The transcript has 12 exons. Gene Ontology annotation, cellular component: chloroplast inner membrane. Bases 203 to 2644 code for a protein of 813 amino acids. Gene Ontology annotation, biological process: chloroplast fission.
AUUAUUACUGAAGUUCUCUUUACUGAAAAGGGGCUAAAAGCAACGAUUAUGUGCUUCAAAUUCCCUGCAAAUCGGAACUCCCAAAGCUCAUUAGAAGAAAAUGUCUUUGAAUCUGUGAAGUACUGAAUGUUGCGGCAACACCGAUGGAACCUUCGGAUAUGAUUAUAGCUUAAAGGUGAAUCCAAGGUCCUUGUAACUACGUAUGGCGAUUUCUCACCAAACGACCAGUGCAUUCUACUUCUGCUACGCCGGCGGCGAUUCCGGCAGAGCCUAUUGCUGCAAUGCCGUGCCCUUCAGAUUCGGUUACUCCGUCAGGAGGAGACGUUUGGUAGUUGUGAGUCGCCGGAGGUUGUUAGCCACUGACCUCCGUGUCGGCGUUGCUGAAACCACGGCCGCCGACAGAAAUGACGGCGCUGCUUCGUCCUCAGUGGUCGUUCCUUCCAUCGAAAUCCCCGUCACUUGCUAUCAGAUUCUUGGUGUCUCUAAUAAAGCGGAGAAGGAUGAGAUUGUUAAGUCAGUGAUGCAUCUGAAAAAUGCUGAUGUUGAAGAGGGAUACACUAUGGAUGCUGUUAUUUCUCGCCAGAAUCUUUUGAUGGAUGUGAGAGAUAAGCUUCUUUUUGAGCCAGAAUAUGCUGGGAAUAUAAAAGAAAAGGUCCCACCAAGGCCUUUUAUUCGAAUACCCUGGGCUUGGUUGCCUGGUGCUCUUUGUCUGCUUCAAGAGGUUGGAGAAGAGAAGCUUGUGCUGGAUAUUGGACAAAAAGCCCUACAACAUCCAGACUCAAAGCCUUACAUCCACGAUUUGCUUUUAUCCAUGGCACUAGCUGAGUGUGCAAUUGCAAAACUUGGCUUUGAGAAGAACAAUAUUUCACAAGGUUUUGAAGCUCUUGCUCGUGCUCAGUGUCUUCUUAGGAGCAAAGUCUCUCUUGGGAAGAUGACAUUGUUGUCUCAGAUAGAGGAAUCCUUGGAAGAACUUGCACCGGCUUGCACUUUGGAAUUACUGGGCAUGCCUCAUAGACCUGAAAAUGCUGAACGAAGAUUAGGAGCCAUUUCUGCUUUGCGUGAAUUACUUAGACAGGGCCUUGAUGUAGAAUCUUCAUGCGAAGUUCAAGAUUGGCCGUGCUUUUUAAGUCAAGCUUUCAGUAGGCUCAUGGCUUCUGAGAUAGUAGAACUCCUUCAGUGGGAUAAUUUGGCUCUCACAAGGAAGAACAAAAAAUCACUUGAGUCGCAAAACCAAAGAGGUGUAAUUGAUUUUAAUGGUUUCUAUGUGGUUCUAAUGGCUCAUAUCGCUCUUGGCUUUUCCAGCAAGCAAACAGAUUUGAUUAACAGAGCAAAAAUUAUUUGUGAGUGUUUAAUUGCAUCAGAGGGUGUGAACUUAAAAUUUGAGGAAGCCUUUUGCUUAUUCCUUCUUGGGCAGGCUGAUGAGGCAACUGCUGCUGAAAGGCUUCGACAACUUGAGCAGAACUCUAAUGUGGGUUCAAGUGAAAUAAAUCCUAUUAAGGAAUUGGUUAAUGCUUCAAGCGAAAACAAAUCACUGGAAACAUGGCUUAAGGAUGCUGUGCUCAGUUUGUUUCCAGAUACACGAGACUGUUCCCCAUCUUUGGCAAACUUCUUUCGUGGUGAAAAGCGCACUCCUUUAUUUAAGGAAAAUAAAAGGGUUUCACAGACUUCAUCUCAUAUGAACCACAGACCAAUUGCGCCUGCCAUUUCGCAAGAUCGAAGAGCUUUAGGUGAAACUGUUCCAUGUGCUGACAGCUCACGACAUCUUGGGCAAGCUGUAAAACAGUUAGCUCCACCUAAUUUACAAGGCCCGAUGAUAGUGGACAAGGUCAAUGGUCCUACUAAUGGCACACCAUCUAUACAGUUGAAAAGAAAUUUGGGUGCACGUCGACAUGAAAUUCAGGAAAUUUUAAAUAGCAUCCUUGGGAAAAUAAUUGUUGUUGCUUGUUUUGGAUGCAUCCUCUUUGUCUCCUUUAAGAUAAUGAAUAUGGCAUCAUGGAGGGUGGGACACAGAACUAGAUGGAGGCUAAGCACACCAAGGGUGACAAGCUCUACUUCCUGGAUGACAGAUGGUUCUCAAAAUCCAAGAUCCAGACAUGCUAAAAGAAGCAGCAUUGCCAGAAAUUUGAAGAAGCUGCUUUCAAAUCUAAGAUUACCGGUCAUGCAGCACCAAGAAGAUACAGUUCUGGAAGGUAGUUGUCAUGCUGCUAGUCUGUCAUCUUCUAUGAAAGCAGCAUACAAGAUGGCAAUGCCUGCUGAAGAAGCUGAGAGCCUUGUUAAGAAAUGGCAAACUAUUAAAGCGGAGGCUCUUGGGCCUGAUCAUCAUGUUGAUGCCCUCUUUGAUGUUCUUGAUGAGUCAAUGCUUGUUCAGUGGCAAGGUUUGGCUGAUGCAGCGAAAGACAAAUCAUGCUUUUGGAGAUUUGUUUUGCUGCAAUUGUCAGUUCUGCGAGCAGACAUUUUAACAGAUGAGACUGGCAAGGAGAUAGCAGAGAUAGAGGCUCUCUUGGAAGAAGCAGCUGAACUUGUGGAUGAAUCACACCCCCCUACAAACCCCAACUACUACAGUUCUUACAAAAUCUCUUACCUCCUAAAGAGGCAAGAUGAUGGUACUUGGAGGUUUUGCGAAGGUGAUAUUCAGACUACAUAGUUUUCAACAUGGCAGUAUUAGAGCUGCUUUUUUCCUUUAUGUCCAUAUAACCUAAUCUUCCUGCUGCAUGCCUGUAUACUAUGAGAUUAUCAACCUGACAACAAACAUCAACCAGAAAGGUAGUGACUAGCUUCAUUUUUUUUUUUUUUUUUUUUUUUUUUUUUUUGGGUUCUUUAGUUUUCUCGUCUCUACAGCAUGUAAUGAGAACUAAUUAAAUUAUAGCAUGUUAUUAACCUCAUUUAUUCCCACUCUUCUAACAGUCCUAAUAUCAAUCUCAUUAUUGGUUUUAUAGUUAU